GUGAAAGAAAGAGAGAGAGACAGAAGUAAUUGGAGGAUGAAAGAGGCUGAGGCAAAUCAUACUGUUUGUUGCUGCUUGGGGGAGAGACAGAGGAGUAGCUGGAGGAGCUCUAAAACCAGAAGUAAUUUGAGGUCACAACAUGGCGCCCUUCCUGCGGAUUUCCUUUAAUUCAUUUGAGCUGGGUCCAAUGCCGAACCAAGCCGAACAGUGCCAGCCUUUCUGUGCCAUUAAAGUAAAGGAAUCUAUGACUACAGAUAGAGGUAAAACUCUAGUGCAGAAGAAACCCACUAUGUACCCUGACUGGAAGUCCACAUUUGACGCACAUAUUUACGAGGGUCGGGUCAUCCAGAUCGUGCUGAUGAAGGCAGCAGAAGAUCCCUUGUCUGAGGCUACAGUGGGCGUCGCUAUGUUAGCUGAACGUAGUAAAAAAGGCAACGGAAAGUCUGAGUUUUGGCUUGACCUACAGCCGCAGGGGAAGGUGCUGAUGUCCGUGCAGUUUUUCCUGGAAGACACAGAUUGCAAACAGUCGAUCAGAGAAGACGAGGGACUGGUGACCAUAAACCGGAGGCGAGGAGCAAUCAAACAGGCCAAGAUCCACUAUAUCAAGAACCAUGAAUUCAUUGCAACGUUUUUUGGCCAGCCGACCUUCUGCUCUGUCUGCAAAGAGUUUGUGUGGGGAUUGAACAAGCAGGGAUACAAAUGCAGACAAUGCAAUGCAGCAAUACACAAGAAAUGCAUCGACAAGAUCAUCGGUCGGUGUACCGGCACCGCCACCAACAGCCGGGACACCAUGUUCCAAAAAGAACGUUUUAACAUUGACAUGCCUCAUCGGUUCAAAGCUUAUAAUUAUAAAAGUCCCACAUUCUGCGACCACUGCGGCAGUCUACUCUGGGGCCUGGUGAAGCAGGGGUUAAAAUGUGAUGACUGUGGGAUGAACGUUCAUCACAAGUGUCAGAAAAAAGUUGCUAAUCUAUGCGGGAUCAACCAGAAGCUUUUAUCGGAAGCCUUGAACCAAGUCAGCCAGAAAUCCAGCAGGAAGUCAGAUUCUGGGUCAGAUACCGUUGGCAUAUACCAACAAGUGAUCCCAAAAGGGCCGGGGGCAGUUGGAGCAGAUACCUUAGAUAGCCAGUAUGAUAAGUUGUGGGAAGGAACUAGCCCUCAACCCACCAUCCGGAUCUCCAGCAUCAGCAGUCGAUUGAAGAUCGAAAACUUUAUAUUCCACAAGGUGCUGGGGAAAGGCAGCUUUGGCAAGGUGCUGCUGGCGGAACUGAAGGGAAAGAACGAGUACUUUGCAGUGAAAGCUCUGAAGAAAGACGUGGUCCUUAUAGAUGAUGAUGUAGAGUGCACCAUGGUGGAAAAACGUGUUCUAGCGAUGGCAUGGGACAACCCAUUUCUCACGCACGUCUAUUGCACCUUCCAUACCAAGGAACAUCUUUUCUUUGUCAUGGAGUUUCUCAACGGAGGGGACCUGAUGUUCCACAUACAGGACAAAGGCCGAUUUGAUCUCUACAGAGCUACGUUCUAUGGCGCUGAGAUUAUCUGCGGUUUACAGUUUCUUCACUCCAAGGGCGUAAUCUACAGGGACCUGAAGUUGGACAAUGUUAUGCUGGAUAAAGACGGUCACAUCAAGAUCGCUGACUUUGGGAUGUGUAAAGAGAAUGUGUUUGGGGACAAUAAAGCCAGUACGUUUUGCGGAACCCCAGAUUACAUAGCACCUGAGAUUCUGCAGGGCCUCAAGUAUACAUUUUCUGUGGACUGGUGGUCAUUUGGUGUUCUUCUGUACGAAAUGCUGAUUGGACAGUCUCCCUUUCAUGGGGAUGACGAGGAUGAACUGUUUGAGUCUAUAAAAAUGGACACCCCACACUUCCCACGCUGGAUCACCAAGGAAUCCAAAGACAUCCUGGAGAAGCUAUUUGAAAGGGAUCCCCUAAAGCGUCUGGGUGUCACUGGGAACGUCAAAUUACACCCAUUCUUCAAGACUAUCAACUGGACCUUGCUUGAGAAGAAGGAGCUGGAUCCCCCUUUCAAACCCAAAGUGAAAUCUCCUGGGGACUAUAACAACUUUGACCGUGAAUUUUUAAGCGAGAAACCGCGUUUAUCGUACAGCGACAAAAACCUCAUUGACUCCAUGGACCAAGCAGCAUUUGAAGGUUUCUCUUUUAUCAACCCGAAAAUGGAAAAACUUCUUGAGAAAUAACUUUUUUUUUUCCUUCAAUGCUCUCCAAUGCACUCCAAUGUACACUAAAAAGACGACUUUGGUGUCCCAAAUACUAUAUAGACAACGUAACUCCUUUUCAACUGGAGAGAACAGUAGUUGCUUUGGUACUUUUUAACACCGUAACAGUUACUUUUUUUUUAAAUAAAAUAAUAUUAUGGCCAAUUAAGAACAUUUCCCAUGUAAUUAAAUUCCCUUACAUCUGUAUACUUGAAUAUAGAUAUGUGUCGAAAAUCAAAAUUAUAAAUAUAUAUAUAUAUAUAUAUAUAGGGUCUGCUGUAUAUAUUGCUAUAGGGAGUCAAAUGGUUGAAGUGACACAAAUAAAUAUAUUUUUUACAGUCCACUCCAGCUUUGUUGUAAAAAAAAAAAAAAAAAAAAAAGAUAAAUAAAUGAAUACAUGCACCCGUCUAAA
Bombina bombina (fire-bellied toad) is the source of this 2627-nucleotide messenger RNA. It is a transcript of the gene PRKCD, whose product is annotated as protein kinase C delta. The transcript is spliced from 18 exons. The coding region runs from base 140 to 2197 and encodes 685 amino acids. The record is from RefSeq and is a predicted model, not a curated record. Gene Ontology annotation, molecular function: ATP binding; diacylglycerol-dependent serine/threonine kinase activity. Lineage: Eukaryota; Metazoa; Chordata; Amphibia; Anura; Bombinatoridae. Gene Ontology annotation, biological process: protein phosphorylation.